Messenger RNA from Lathyrus oleraceus (garden pea), 1124 nucleotides. RefSeq lists its product as uncharacterized. The coding region runs from base 213 to 818 and encodes 201 amino acids. The record is from RefSeq and is a predicted model, not a curated record. NCBI's taxonomy places the organism in Eukaryota, Viridiplantae, Streptophyta, Magnoliopsida, Fabales, Fabaceae. The transcript is spliced from 4 exons.
AAUUAAUUUGAUUCACUCUUUUCUUUGUUCAUAGUACUAUUUAUAUUUCUAUAACAUAAGAACCGGCAAUUCCACAUGAGGUAGCAAAACAGGAAAAUUUCCCUGUCAUACAUAUUAUAUGAUUGUGUUGUGCACGACAUAUUCAACUCAUUUUCAUGUUUUGAUCACAUAUUGGAAAGAGACAAGUUAGGUAGAGAGAGAGAGAGAAAAAAAUGGAUGUGAAGAAAAUAGUAGUGGUUGUAGAAGAUGUAGAUGCAGCUAGAACAGCUCUGAAAUGGGCUCUAUUAAACAUCAUUAGAUACGGUGACAUAAUCACACUUCUUCAUGUUUAUAAUUCCAAUUCCAACACAAGAUCAAAAGGUAGAAGUAGAAGUAGAGGUCGUCUUGUUCGUCUCAACGGUUUUCGAUUAGCACUUUCGUUUCAAGAUAUUUGCAACAAUUAUCCAAAUACAAAGGUUGAGAUUAUUGUGACAGAAGGGGACCAAGAAGGAACAAAGAUUGCUGCUACUGUUAGAGAGAUUGGUGCUUCUAUGCUUGUUCUUGGACUCCAUGAUCAUAGUUUUCUUUACAAAUUUACAAUGGCUCAUUCCCACAAUAAUUUCAACUGCAGAGUACUUGCCAUUAAGCAGUCUCAUCAUCAUGAUAUAUCAUCAUCGUCGUCAGUGGCUGUAUUAGACAGUUCAACCAACUUUGACUUUUCUCAGAUUGACAUUUCUAGAUUACAAGUUCCUUAUAUCCCUUCACCAAAAAUUCCAUACAGAAUAUGUCCAAACCCAUCUGCAAUUAUUUGGAGAUCAAGAAGAGCAAGGAGAAGCUGAUCAUGCACGUUCUAUGUUCAGAUACUACUUCACAUAAACAUUGUAUACAAAACAAAAGUACAAUUAAUUAAGAUAGUUGUAUAAUUUAGUAGUUGUUUAUGACAUGUCUUGAUAAUUUUCUGAUUGUAUAAAAGGAUUUGUUACACGAAUCUUGGGCAGUGUAGAUUAUGUCCAAGAGGUUAUGACAUGCCUCACUGACGCACCACAAUUUUCCUUACUUAUUCAUUACACGACAACCAUGUGUCACUUCCACCAUAACUUCUUCAUGGAACUAGUUGAAUUAUAAAAAUUAAGUGCAUUGUCUCA